AUGCCCGAGGCUGAGGAAUAUACAAUUGGCUGGAUCUGUGCUUUGACCAAAGAGCUCAUCGCAGCCAAAGCAUUUCUCGAUGUUCCCCACGAUCCUGUUGAUAACGCAGCGAUUAACGACGACAAUAACUACACGCUCGGCAGAAUUGGAAAGCACAAUGUUGUCAUUGCAGUCUUGCCGUACGGCCAAUACGGUCUGGUCAAUGCCGCAGCUGCCUUGAAAGACAUGACUCGGACGUUUUCUAACCUGCGAGCUGUGCUCAUGGUCGGAAUUGGUGGUGGCGUCCCAUGCACGAAAGAUAUCCGCCUGGGUGAUAUUGUUGUUGGAUCUGUAGGUCGAAACAGUGGCGGCGUCAUUCAGUACGACUACGGAAGAGCGAUCCAUGGCGAGGAAUUCACUGUUACUGGUCAUUUGAACCAACCAUCUAUGGCGUUCCUAACAGCUAUGAGUGCUCUGCACGCUAGGUAUGAGAUGGAAGGUCACAGCAUUGACAGCAACAUCGAUAAAGCACUCCGAAAAUACAAACGACUAGGCAAGAAAUACAAGAGGCCAGAGGCUUCCACCGACAGAUUAUACAAAGCAGACUUCGUUCAUGAGGGAGGCGAGGGCGUAGUCUGUAGCAAUUCUUGCGGCGAUGACAAGCUGGUACACAGAGACGAACGAGGCGAGAACGAAAACAAUCCUGCCAUUCAUUACGGCUUGAUAGCUUCAGGCAACCAAUUGAUGAAGGAUGCACUUUUACGCGAUAAGCUCGCAUCGAAGCAUGGCAUCUUGUGCUUUGAGAUGGAAGCUGCAGGGCUGAUGAAUCACUUCCAGUGCGUGGUCAUUAGGGGGAUCUGUGACUAUUCUGAUUCACAUAAGAACGAUGAGUGGCAAGAGUAUGCGGCUAUGGCCGCCGCGGCCUAUACCAAGGACCUACUUCUUCAAGUAGCUCCGAGCAGCGUGCAGAAGGAGGAACGAAUUGAAGCUCUUUUGGGACAGGUGAAUGAAAUGGUUGAUGAUAUUCACCAGAUGGCCACGGAAAGCAGUCGUGACAUAAGAUCUCUUUCGUCCAGCGUUCACGACAAUGCUAUAUCGAGAUGGCUCAAUCCAGCUGAUCCAUCUGUCGAUCACAACAAGGCUCGCGAAGCAUGCCACUCAGGUACCGGGCAGUGGUUGUUAAACAACCCUCGAUAUCUCACCUGGAAGUCCCAGAUGAAUUCCUUUCUCUGGCUGAAUGGGAAUUCCGGUACAGGGAAGACUAUUCUAAGCUCGACUGUCAUUGAAGAUAUACGAAACAGCCCUCUCCCCCAACUUCGCGACUGCGCAAUACUUUACUUCUAUAUAACAUUCACAGACCACCAAAAGCAGUCUCUUGACGCUAUUCUUCGAUCUCUGAUCAACCAGCUUUACCGUAGCCGGCAGGAAACUCGACAUUCAAUCACUUCACUCCAUUCGAAUUGUGGUGGCGGGAGUAGUCAAGCAACUGUAGAACAGUUGAAAUCUACCUUUCGCGACAUGCUUGCAGUUGUGGGAGAGGCCUUUAUCCUGGUUGAUGCACUGGAUGAAUACCAGAAACGGAGCACCCAGCGAUGCGAGCUAUUGGCCUGGAUAGAAAGCUUUCGCAACGGGCCAGUCAACACCCAUCUCCUCGUUACAAGCCGCGCGGAACAUGACAUAGAGACCUCUAUCGAAACAUGGGCUGAUUCUGACAGUAUCAUCUCUCUCAGAACAGACAACUUGGGUCGAGAUAUUUCUCAUUAUGUCCGUGAUGUUGUGACCAAGUCCACGAGCUUUCGUCGCUGGCACGGGCAAACAUCAAUCCAGGAUAACAUCGUGAACACUUUGACUGCGAAAGCAGAUGGAGUGUUUCGUUGGGUCUCUCUACAAUUGGAGCGCUUGAAAGACUGCAUCAACAAAGAGGAAGUCAAUACAACCCUUGAGACUCUUCCAACGACUCUUCAAGAGACAUAUUACCGACUAUUGAACGAACUUACAAGUACUAGAAGGAAAUAUGUCAUUCGAAUUCUUCAGUGUCUAGCGUACUCGGACAUCCCAAUGGAGCUCGAAGCUGCUGUCGAUGCUCUCGCGAUAAAUCUUACAGCGCCACCCGGUUCACGAUUCAUUAUGAAAGAACGUAUGCCAUUACCAGCUGAGAUAUCGUCACUUUGUUCUACAUUAUUUGUCGCUGUUUCUAUCCAUCCACUCCUCAUGCACAAUAGAUUAUAUGAUACGAAAUGGACAUGGUAUGAUGAGGCAUUAGUACUGCAAUUAGCCCAUUCGUCCGUGAAAGAGUUUAUAUUAUCCUGCCCCAGGACGGAGUUCGACGGGUUAUUGAUCGAGUCUACCGCAAGGUUGACCAUUACAGAAAUAUGCCUUGUCUACUUCCUGGAAAUGGAUUGUUCCUUGACCGACAAAGAGCUGAUGAGGACACAUCAUCUAUUGCCAUUUGCUGUGGACAGUUGGUUGCGUGAUGCCUCCUGCCGCGGGUCAAGGCUCAGUACCUUCACACACUUGUCAAUGGAGCUCUUUUCGAACCACGUACUCUUCAAACGAUGGAGGAAAUUCAUUGAAACAAGGAUGAAUGAUAAGCACGGAUGGCUUAGGCGUCGUUUACCAAAGCAUGAUCAAGUGUUUUAUGCAAGCUGGUCUGGGGACCAAAGCUGCGUCAAGCAGCUUAUAGACGCAAGCGCCAAGGGGGAUACUACAGCGUGGAGGCUUGAUCCUGCCCUCCAUCCUGCCUCUGAGUUUGGCCAUUUGGAAACCGUUGCGCUUUUAGUUCGAGAAGGUGCUGAUGUCAACGCUAAAGGAAGAACACUUGAUGUCCUCUGUACUGCCGUCAAAGCUGGUCAUACAGAUACCAUUGCACUUUUGAUUAAGGAAGGCGCCAAUGUCAACGCCCAACAAGAAUAUUGGGGCAAUGCCCUCCAACUUGCCAGUGAAUCUGGCCGUUUAGAUAUUAUUGAGCUCCUGAUUAAGGAAGGUGCUGAUGUCAACGCUCAUUCAAGUGUUGCCACUGCCCUUUUUUUUGCCUCGGACUCUGGCCAUUUGGAUAUUGUUAUGCAUCUAGCGGAGGAAGGCGCCGAUGUCAAUACUCAAACACGAUAUGGCACUGCCCUUCAAGCUGCCUCGAGCUCUGGCCAUUUGAAUAUUGUUGUAUUCUUACUGGGAAAAGGUGCUGAUAUUGACGCCCGAACAAGAAGAUCCGAUAACGCUCUUCAAUGUGCUUCCCAGUAUGGCCACUUGGAUAUUGUUAAGUAUCUAUUAAGCAAAGGUGCGGCUGUCAACGCCCAAGAAGGAGAUUCUCGUACUGCUCUUUAUCUUGCCUCUAUCUUCGGCCAUUUGGAUAUUGUUCUAUAUCUGAUAGAACAAGGUGCUGAUGUUAAUGCCCAAGGAGGACUCUAUGGCACUGCCCUUUGCGCUGCCUCCUUCUCCGGCCAUUUGAAUAUCGUUACACAUCUCGUGCAUAAAGGUGCUGAUGUGAAUGCCCAAGGAGGACUCUAUGGCACUGCCCUUUGCGCUGCCUCCUUCUUCGGCCAUUUGAAUAUCGUUACACAUCUCGUGCAUAAAGGUGCUGAUGUGAACGCUCCAGGUUUGCGCAUUAAAAACGCAUUUCAAGCUGCUAUUUACAAUAACCAAGACGCUGUACUCGAAUUCCUUCAAAAUCACAAAGCUGACCUUAGGUACGUCGAUAUGUCAGACUUUCACCGCCAUGAUCCGCCUUAUUGCUAUCGAAGAUUGGAGCUCAUUUUUCACGGGCGGUACAAUUCUGAUACUUCAAGCGCCGCUAGGAAGGCGCCACGUCAUGCGAUUGCAAGAAACACGCUUCAUUAA
Molecule: messenger RNA, 3813 nt
Organism: Fusarium oxysporum Fo47
Lineage: Eukaryota; Fungi; Ascomycota; Sordariomycetes; Hypocreales; Nectriaceae
Exons: 3
Coding region: 1-3813 (1270 amino acids)
Biological process (GO): nucleoside metabolic process
Molecular function (GO): protein binding; catalytic activity
Source: RefSeq, a predicted model, not a curated record